Emiliania huxleyi CCMP1516 is the source of this 609-nucleotide messenger RNA. RefSeq lists its product as hypothetical. Lineage: Eukaryota; Haptophyta; Isochrysidales; Noelaerhabdaceae. The record is from RefSeq and is a predicted model, not a curated record. Gene Ontology annotation, cellular component: nucleus. The transcript has 5 exons. The coding region runs from base 1 to 609 and encodes 202 amino acids. Gene Ontology annotation, biological process: nuclear-transcribed mRNA catabolic process. Gene Ontology annotation, molecular function: 5'-3' RNA exonuclease activity; RNA binding.
AUGGCCAAAGGGGCGGCGAUGGGCGGCGAGGCGGUCGCGGCAGAGGUGCGUGCGAGGGUAGGCCGGUGGGAGAGGGGGGAGGCCUCUCCGUCCCGCGAGUGGGAGGAGGAGGGCGGCGAGGAGGAGGGUGCGGCGCCGCCGUCGCGCGGCGGCUUGCAACUCCCUCCUCGGCCCGAGAGGCAGCUCCCCUUUGUGUACGACCCGGCCAAGCUGCCUCCGCUGCCCGUGCUCGACGACCGCGGCGUCGCAAACUGCCCCGAGCAGCACCCCCCCUCCGCGUGGCAGCACCACCCCGCGGAGCUGACGCCCGAGGAGCUGGCGGAGAGGGAGGCGGCGCAGCGGCGCGCGGCCUUCGAGGCCGAGUUCGACCGGCGCGCAAAGCAGCUCGGGGACGCGCCUCCCGAGGCGCGGAAGAUCGUGCCGGGCGAGCCCUUCUCGCCGCUCGAGCAGCUCAUGGCGGUGCUGCCGCCCCGCUCGGCGGCGCACGCCCUGCCCUCCGUCUACGCGCAGCUGAUGGAGCCGGGCUCGCCGCUCGCCCACCUCUACCCGCUCGACUUUCGGCAGGACCUGAACGGCGCGCCCUCGCGGGGGGCGGAGGGCGGGCCCUAA